AUGGCGCCCUUUGGCCUCCCAUUCGUCCUCGCGAUUGCCCCGGCAGCGCUCGGCGCCCAUGGAUCGCGCGCCCUGUCAGAGUCAGAGGGCAGAGCCGCUUGGCUCCCAUGCAUGGACUUCUGCCACAAGGUGACUAUGAGAUGGGAGGCCAUUUGUACGUUCAAGUCGAGAGCAGAUAACAGAUUAGGCCGCAACGGGCCGUGUCAUGAGUGUCCAGAAUGCACUUAUGCGCCGCCUCCACCGCCACCGCCGCCGCCUCCUGGAGGCUGCUUCCUGUAUUGCUAUGUCAAUGACGUCGCAUGGCCAAUGAAGUGCAAUUGGAUGGGCUGCAAGGAAUGUGGUGAGUGCUACAGUCCACCAUCACCGCCGCCACCGGCUAUGCCGGAUCCGCCCGGUCCGCCGCCAGGUCCGCCGCCAUUGCCGCCACCGCUGCCGCCAAAGUCGCCACCACCGCUGCCCCCCUUCUCGCCUCCUUCUCCGCCAUGUCUGGGCCGCUACAUGAUCAUGGCUGAUACGAAGGAGGGCGAUCGUGGCUGCGGCGCCGCUAGUGUGCUCCUCGGCCACGCAGGCAUGCUCAUUAAGACAGACGUCUGCGGCUUUGACAACUGCAACCCUGGCCACUGCCUUGAUGCUUGCGUGGAGAUGUUUGGCGGUCGGGUCGUCUUCAUGUCGUUCCACUUCAACACGUGGUGCAGCUGCUUUUCGGAGUGCGCGCUGACUCGGGCCGCGAGCUCGUUCGACAACUCGGCGAUCGUCGGCCAGACGUGCAGCACACCGCCCAAUCCGCCGCCUCUCCUGCCGCCACCCCCCUCGCCGCCCAUGUCGCCUCCACCGCCCUCGCCCCCACCCCAGCCACCGUCUCCGCCUUCCAAGCCGCCAGGGGCGCCUCCGUCGCCGCCUCCGUCGCCGCCGCCGGCGGCGCCGCCGGGUACGCUCGUGCUGCACGGCGGCAGGAGCGAGCAGAAAUGUGUGUACGAGCCCGACGCCACGACAACCGACGACGGCACGGCCAUUGCAGCGCAGUGCUGUGACCCGUCCAGGAACGGUUGGUGCGUCCGCAAGACGAGCAGCAGCAACCAAGACUGCAUCGCGGGACACUGGGGGUCGGACACGUUUGUCUACACCACGGCGUCCCAGGCGGCGGCGAAGUGCGCAGCGCUCGGCUACACGCUCUGCGACCAAAACUGCGUCAACACCGGCUGCGGCUACAACUCGAUCUGGGUGUGGACGAGCCUGCAGUGCUUCUUCCCGCCGCCGCCACCGGCGAUGCCGCCAUCGCCCCCGCCGCUUGAUUUCCCCUCCCAGGGCGUGCUCGUCCUGAACGGCGGCGCGUUGCAGGAUGAGGGCGGCGUGCUCGCGGAGCCGCGGUGCGUGCACGACCCCUUCACCACCUCGAUCAAGGACAUCGCCAUCGCGACGCAGUGCUGCGACGCAUCUGGCGGGUGCGUCCGCACGCCGACGGGUGGAGACAGGGACUGCAUCGGAGGCAAGCUGGGCACCACCUCCUUCAAGGUCAUGACCUGGGCCGGGGCGAAGGAGGAGUGCGAGUCUCAUGGGCUGGCGCUGUGCGACAAGAGCUGCAAGGGCGAAGGCUGCAACUACAAUUAUCUGUGGGUCUGGUCGCGCCUUCUGUGCCCCCUGCCGCCGCCGUCGCCACCUCCGCCGCCCCCGUCGCCGCCGAAGCCGCCACACAUGCCGAGUACCUUCACUUUCAGAGAUGUCACGGCCCGCGUCUUUAACGACCCCAUCAUUACGUCGAACGGGCACGUGAGCACCGUCUACCACCACUACGGGGCGCCCUACCUGAUGGACUACGAUAACGACGGGUGGAUGGACAUCUUUGCCACGAACCAUGUCGACGACAGACCCUGCACCAAACACUGGGACCUCGCCCUCAACCGCCAGGGCUGGAUGGAGCGGGAUGGCGAGUGGCACGAGACCGGCCGGGUGCUCACGAGCCAAGCUCUCGACCAGGGUGCUCUGCAGUACGUUGAGUUCCCCGGGGAGCGGAACGGGACUGGCCCUGCGUUUGAACCGAGCAAAUUCGACGCACACGGCGGUGGGCUCCUCGACCUCGACCGUGACGGCAUCAUCGACUUGUACGUGGCCCAGGGUGCAAACCGCGGGACAGACAUGAGCUCCCACAGCGAGAACGCGGUGUUUUGGGGAGAGGUCGACCCCGUGGGCGGCAUGCAGCGGCUGGUCGGCGGCCGUGGCGCGGCCAAGGCUGCGGGCAUGGAGUGCUCCGGCUGCCGCGCGUACAACGUGGCCUUGCUUGACGUCGACCACGACGGCCUGCUCGACAUAAUGUCGCUCAACCGGGACAGGAACGACGACAACCUGGUCCCGUCGCGGCUGUGGCGAAACCUCGGUGGCCGGCAGUUCAGCUGGCUCCCCGAGGUGUCCAUCUUUAGCUCGCGCGCGAUGAUGACCGACUUUGACCAGGACGGCUUGGCGCAGGAGCUGCUUGUGCCCAACUGGAUCCCCCGUAUCACGGCGGGGCAGGACUUGCUCGCAGCCUGGAAGUGGGACGCGGCGAAUGGCAGCAUGCUGGACCUCACCCCGGGGUUGGAGAUGUUUCCCGCCAACUGGUGGGAGCGGGAGUGCUCAUGGCCGAACCCUGACCCGUGCCACGAUGAGCGAGAGCUAAUCUCGGUCGUCACCGGCGAUUUCAACGGCGACGGCCUCGUCGACUACGCGCUGCUCACCCUCUGGGGAGUCGACUUCUUGUACUCGCAGUCGGGAGAGACGCCCGCGCACAAGUCCGUCUCGGACACCGUCGAGCCCUUUAUUCUCGUCGACGGCGAGCUCCUCGAGGGCUGUGCUAUGGCUGUGGAACUGAAGACCGCGGACUACAAUCUCGACGGCACGCAGGACCUGCUUAUCCUCUGUCGGUUCAAGGCCCAUUUCUUGACUCAAGAUGAGAGCGGCGAGUGGGUCAGAAUGCCAGGCGUGUGGGGCGACAUCAACGAUCCGUUGCGAAUCUGGAUGGACAACACCUGGCUCGACGAGUGCUGCGAGGACAUGCCGAGCUGCUCCGUGCGCACGGACAUCGCAGUCUUCCACCUCGAUCCGAUGUGCGCGUGGAACUACGCAUUCGGUGGGUCGACCUACUUUGGCAUCACCACAUUUGACCUCAACAACGAUGGCCACAUGGAUCUGCUGCCGUGCGGUUUGAAAUGCCGCAUCUACGAGAGCGUUGCGAACGGUAAUUCAUACAUCGCGUUUAAGCUCAAGGGAGUCUCGAGCAACCAAUACGGGAUUGGGGCCACGGUAGUGCUCACGUGGAGCGCCUUUGCGGAGGCCCAGCCGCAGCAGCAGUUCCGGGAGCUCAACGGCGCGUCGAGCGGCACCGCCAGCCCAUGGGGCAGCGCUGACCACCGCCUGAUCUUCGGCCUCGGCGAGACGGGCGUGCCGCUUCGAGUCGAGGUGCGAUGGCCCUCAAGCGUGGUGGACGUCUUUGACGACCCCGCGGUGCUCCUCUUGCGAACAAACACAAUGGAGGACGCCGUCAUUACUCUCUACGAGGGCAGCAGCAACGAUGUCGCCAGUGGAGCCUUUGUGUAA
Messenger RNA from Emiliania huxleyi CCMP1516, 3567 nucleotides. RefSeq lists its product as hypothetical. The transcript has a single exon. The record is from RefSeq and is a predicted model, not a curated record. Bases 1 to 3567 code for a protein of 1188 amino acids. NCBI's taxonomy places the organism in Eukaryota, Haptophyta, Isochrysidales, Noelaerhabdaceae.